Tetrapisispora phaffii CBS 4417 is the source of this 414-nucleotide messenger RNA. It is a transcript of the gene FMP46, whose product is annotated as putative redox protein. Gene Ontology annotation, cellular component: mitochondrion. Gene Ontology annotation, molecular function: oxidoreductase activity. NCBI's taxonomy places the organism in Eukaryota, Fungi, Ascomycota, Saccharomycetes, Saccharomycetales, Saccharomycetaceae. Bases 1 to 414 code for a protein of 137 amino acids. The record is from RefSeq and is a predicted model, not a curated record. The transcript has a single exon.
AUGUCACUAUUUAGAACUUUACAGAACCAACCUCGUGUGAUCUCUUUGUUUACGCAAGGCGUAGAGGUGAACUCCGGAUCUAAGAUUUUAUAUAAUGAAUUGAAUAAACAUUGCAAAAGUGCUGAUGCGAAGACAAGGUUCAACAUUGAAGUCCAUAAGACGUUUCCCACUCUUGAUCAAUUAAAAUACAUGGUUGACAUAAAUCCAAAGGUAGUAGAACAACAGGUUCCAAACCUAAUGAAAAUCAUUAGUGCUAAGAAUAAUUCUGGCAUAUUUGGCUCAAGUUUGGAAACUUGUAUCAAAGAAGGUAUAUGGAACCCAGAAAAAUCGAUUUGGAUGGAUUGGGAGAAAAAAAGUAUUGGUAAUAAUCUCAGCAGUUUACAAACCUACUUAAAGAGUUUAGAAACUAAGUGA